Lachancea sp. 'fantastica' is the source of this 1110-nucleotide messenger RNA. Lineage: Eukaryota; Fungi; Ascomycota; Saccharomycetes; Saccharomycetales; Saccharomycetaceae. The record is from the annotation of a GenBank genome assembly.
AUGUCGAGUUAUUUCAGUAGUUUCUCACUCAACAAGUUCACUGAUAGUAUCAGUAAUGCUGCUCAUAAGACUCAAGAUACCUUGAGCAACGCUAUCUCUAACAUUCAAUUGGAUGAUCCUCAAGCUAUGUUGUCUUUGAAGGCUAGAAAACAUCAUCUUCAAGAAACUUUGGGUACUAUAGAAGACAUAAGCAAGCUUCCACCCCAGUACCAAUUUCUGGAGAAAAAAUGUGAUUCGUUGGAGAGAGUGUGUAGAAGGAUGCUGCUAGUUACUCAAACUUUUGAAGUUGAGGGCUACGAUUACCCACCUAACCUGAGCGAAAGCAUUUCGGAUUGGUGGUCAUCAAACAAGGACGGUUUGUUCUCAUUUGUAAACUCUUCUAACCGGAAAGAGACCAAACCGGAACCAAUCGGAGAAGCAGACGCGCUGGCAACGACCUCUUUGGCACAGGCCAUAUCAAAGGCAGCUAGAGACUCCGGUGAAGUGUUGAAAGGCCUGAAAGAAGAGGAAAAACGAGCUUCAGCACCACAAGAGAAUGAUGAGGAAGAAGAAGAAGAUCAAGAUAUCUCUCGGUCGAUCAAGUUGUUUGAAGCUUGGGCUGAUUGCGAGCACAAAAUGGAUCAAGGGAAAGCCGAAAUGGAUUCAUUGAUGGCCAAAGAGUUCAACUCCAAACUUUCCAAUUUGGUGGAUACCAAGUUCAAAAAUGGUCGCAUCCUGCGCAAAAAAGUCGAAGAGUCCCGACUCAAGUUCGACACCAUGCGCUACGAGGUCAAGCUGAAAGAACAACAGAUUGCUGGUCGUAAAGAGAAAGGAUCUGAUGCGGCUGUUGCGCCAAACGAAGACUCUGCGGAGCAUGACGAGAGCAAGCCGGAGUCGACCUCUGCUAAAACUGAGAGCUCCGAACAUAAGUUGCUGGAAAAAUUAGAGGACGAGUUUGUAUCGAAUACAACCGAAGCCGUAGAGGUCAUGGGUGAAAUCACCGACAGUGCUGAGCUAAUCAAUCUGGUCAAAUUAUUCCACAACUUCCAACUCUUGUACCACAGACAGUGCGUCAAAGAGCUGGAGGGUAGUCUCGAGCAGUUGAACGAGCUCGAAACAGAUGCGUCUUAG